AUGUGGAUUCUGGUAGGGUUGCUCCUAGUGCGAACUCUUCAUGCCACCCAAAAUAGUCAGUUCCUCUUCUCGCAAUUCACACCAGCUUCAGAAUCUUCAGAAUCGCUGGCUUCGAAUCCAAAGUGUCAAAGUCUCACCGAUUGUCCGACAGGAUACUCCAACUGCUCAAAAGUGCACGGAAUCAAUGGGAAUCGAUGCAUUCGCAAUGGUCCUCUCCACCUUCUUUCCCGUUCUUUCUUAUACUAUUUUCCCUUUCCAGUAACUCAACUAUGUACAGGAGGCGUUCCGAACCUUCCUUUCCGCCCGUGUACCCGAAUGAGGGACUGCACCGACGCUUUGCAAACCUACCAGGGAUGGUGUGACUACGAGACGAAACUCUGCUGCGGACGUGGGGUUCGGUCACUCUCCAGUAGAAUUCCAUUUUAUUUCAGUUCCUGCCGACUCUGAGGAUCCGAUGACGUGUCCUGAUAGACUGACUCCUUUGUACGGACAAGAAAAGUGCACAGAAGUGGAAAAAGGAAUGGUUUAUUCGGGAAACAGCAAACAGAAAGGAGGAUUGUGCUACAAGGGAUACAGUUGUCCGCCCAGUACGCAUCAUUCCUAUUCCAGCCCAUGCCAUGCCCUUUCCAGAGAUAACAAAUGUUCAUGACAUGGCCUUCGGAAGCAUGACUUUCCGAACCAACGUCGACUGCCUUCUGGAUCGUCCGGUCGGCGAAAAGUACAGUUUCAUGUUUUGUCACAACGAAACCGGAAAUCUGUGGGUGAUCGGACAGUUGAAUGUAAACGGAGAUGAAGUGAGAAAGCAUUGGACGCAGUGUCAGUUGAACGAGGACUGCGGCAAAGGAUUCGUGUGCGUCAAAGAGGACUUGUGCCGGUACAGAUGCUACGAGGAUCCUGUCAGAUUCCUUCUCGAACCUUUCCUCAUUCAUUCUCCUUCCAGACCGAGGUCAUCGACUACGAUUCGAUCAUUCUGCAGGUCUUGGCAAUGUUUUUACUUCCGCUCAUCUUCCUCGCCAGCGUCAUUUUUUUGACUGUCAAAUAUCUGGACUGA
This is a messenger RNA of Caenorhabditis sp. 36 PRJEB53466, 1051 nucleotides long. Lineage: Eukaryota; Metazoa; Nematoda; Chromadorea; Rhabditida; Rhabditidae. The record is from the annotation of a GenBank genome assembly.